Molecule: messenger RNA, 789 nt
Organism: Fusarium sp. VM40
Lineage: Eukaryota; Fungi; Ascomycota; Sordariomycetes; Hypocreales; Nectriaceae
Source: the annotation of a GenBank genome assembly
AUGGGGACAGUAUCACAGCUCGGACAAUCGUUGGCUACUCUCAAACUCCAGCUAGCUGUCGAGGAUUUCCAGAAUUUAGGCGUGACCCCAUGGUUUAGCUACACUGUCACUCUACCUGAGCGCCCGAUUCCUUCCCUCUCCGACCGACCGCAUAUCAAGACACCACGCCUUAUUGUCCGACCGAUAAUAUCCGACGACCUAGAAGGGUUUUUCCAGUUGCGCAGUGUGGCCGAAGUGCAGCGACAUUCAAAAAUUCGGGGUCGGCCAGAUAAGAGCAAGGACGAAACGAGCCAACACAUUACCGCAUUCGAACAAGAUGACCAGGGCCACUGGUACUUCGGCGCGUUUCUCCAAUCCACAGGCGAGUUGAUAGGAGAGGGUGGCCUGCCGGAUUGCCAGCAUAUGUUUACAUCUGCCUCUGGAUGGCCAGAAGCCGAAUUUUUUAUCAAACCCGAAUAUUGGCGACAAGGUUACGGUACAGAGUUUUUCAACGCCGUGAUGGAUUCUUGGUGGGAUCUACCGCGCGAAAAAAGAAGACAUCAACUUAUUCCCGCCGUUGCACCUACAUUGGAGCCAGGCGACCCAGUCCCAGAGGGCGCUGUCUUCCAAUGGGAGGAUGGCAAUGAUGCAGCGCGCUCCUUUUUCGCCAAGGUUCUUGCGCAAGCCCCAGUCGGCGCCGAGGGUGGCUUCGAGAGCAUCGACACACGGGAAGGCCGAGAAGGGAAUCUUGUGCGUUGGACUGGCACGUUAGUGACUAACCCAAGGCCCGUGAACCUUGAGGAAGAGUGA